AUGGGUGUGCGCGGCUUGCUCAGCUACGUGCUGCGGCAUGCUGAUGCUAUGUCCCAACGCGUGGACCUCGCCCAAGAGGCCCAGUACUACGGCCGCAACGGUGUGACGCUGCUGGUGGAUGUUCUUGACUUCUGUGCCUGGUUUCUUCCUGAGGUGGACCGCGCAGCCAAGGGCUGGGAGUCAGAUUCCACCUUCCAGGUCUAUGGCAGCGACUUUGCUCAGCACGACGAGGCAUUGUGCGAGCUGAUCUUCGCCCUUCGCCAUGCAGGCAAAGGGCUCGGCAUCUAUCUUGAGUUCUUCAUGGACCCUCCCCGUGGUUGUGGGCUCCUGGAUGCAGCGACAAGUGCGUGGACCGAAGAGGCGAAGCGCCGCUGCAGCCAGGGCCUAGAGGCAGCGAAGGCUGUUCGUCAGUGGUGCCGAGGAGAGCGGAAUGAUCUUCCAAACAUAACAGAGGCCGCUGAAUUCGUGAUUGGUGCUGAGCGCGGUGCCUUGCGCCGCUUUUCUACGAGCAGGAACGUGCUUUGGGAUCCUGAGGGCGUGGCUCAGAGUGGUCACAUGUUUGGGGCAUUGUAUCGGACAACGUCGAUUGGGCGGUAUGCCAAGGAGUGCUUCAGCGUGGCGUACACGUCCUCAGACGUCAUAGCAGAAUAUCUGAGGCUGGGCCAUCCUCCGAAAGAGGAAGACCUGAAGGCUCCUUGUAGGGUUUCUGCACCUGGAUGA
Molecule: messenger RNA, 720 nt
Organism: Symbiodinium pilosum
Lineage: Eukaryota; Dinophyceae; Suessiales; Symbiodiniaceae
Source: the annotation of a GenBank genome assembly